AUAGAAAAAGUGGUCCCCAUGACUACUGGCCUCUCCUACUCGCUGCCUCCUUAUUGGUUUCUCUCUAGAGCUUGCCUUACUUUUUAGUUUCUCUCUCAGAGCAGUGGCUCUUGACUGUGGUGAUUUCAGUUCUCGGAAGGAAAAGCUCAGAGCAUCAGUUUGCUUCAGAAGACCGUGAACCAAAGGGGCUUUGCCUCUGGUUGUAGUUAAAAGGGUCAAAAUACCUCUGAUUCCUUUCCAGGCAAAAUGUAAGUCGGCUGAUUUUGUCAAUAUUUAAUAUGAAAAGGGAAAGAAGACUGGUCAAAGCAAGGGAGAGGAAGUGUUGUGUGGAUUUUCCAAAAGCUUGCAGCUUCCUCAUCUUGCCUCUUCCUUGUAACAGCAGGAUACUCAUCGACAGAGGCAAAGACUCAUUGAUUCUGGCUUACAUUUCAGUGUCACUUCAUUAAUGGACCACGGGGUGUUUCAUGAAGGAUAAAACAAAAACAUUCAAGAGCCUGGCAUGGAUCCGUCUGUUGCAAACAGCAGUAAGUUGCAGCUUUCACACUUUGAAUCCUGCUUGCCGUCUAUUCCUGCGAUCUUCUUGCUCAUCACAGCUUACGCUGUAGUCAUGCUGGUGGGGCUCCUUGGCAACCUUUGCCUAAUUAUUAUCAUCAGGAAACAGAAAGAAAGCCAGAAUGUCACCAACAUUUUGAUCGCCAACCUCUCCCUAUCUGACAUCUUUGUUUGUGUCAUGUGCAUCCCUUUCACUGUUGCGUACACUUUGAUGGAUUACUGGGUGUUUGGAGAAGCCAUGUGUAAAAUAUCUAAUUUUGUACAAAGUAUGUCUGUCACUGCCUCUACAUUCUCACUUGUGUUAAUUGCUGUCGAGAGGUAUCAGUUAAUAGUAAACCCACGAGGUUGGAAGCCUAGUAUUUCACACGCAUUUUGGGGAAUUAUCUUCAUUUGGGCCUUUUCUAUAAUACUGUCGACUCCUUUUUUUUUAUUCCACCAAGUCACCGAUGACCCCUUUAGAAAUCUUUCUUCCCACAGUGAUAUUUAUAUGAACAAAGUUGUCUGCAUUGAGGCAUGGCCAUCCCUUGAGGAGAGGCGUAGCUUUACCACAACAAUGUUAGUUUUCCAGUACUUCUUACCACUAGGGUUUAUUUUCGUCUGUUACAUGAAAAUAUUUGUGUGCCUUCAGAAGAGGCAGGGUAAAGUGGAUAAGUUAAGGGAGAAAGAGGUUAGACUAAAUGAGAGUAAAAGGAUUAAUAUUAUGUUGAUUUCAAUUAUUGCAACCUUUGGGGCAUGUUGGUUACCGCUGUACAUAUUUAACGUUGUGUUUGACUGGAACCAUGAGGCCCUGAUCAACUGCCACCAUAAUGUGGUCUUUACUUUGUGUCACUUGGUAGCCAUGAUUUCGACGUGUGUCAAUCCAAUCUUCUAUGGAUUCCUCAACAAGAAUUUUCAGAAAGAUUUGGCUAGUCUGCUUCACAAUUUCAAAUGCUGUGAAUCUCAAGGGUUGUUUGAGAACAGUGCCCUUUCAACUCUGAACACUGAUGUGUCAAAGGGAUCCUUUAAGCUGAACAACAUGCCUUCGAAUAUCUGAAACAGGCAACCUUUGAAUCAAUUACAUGUCUUUGUCAUGAACUACUGUAUUGCCAAGUUACAUGGAAGUGUGGCCUUCUGGCUCUUGUCAGCAAAGUCCUGUCCUCAAAGUGAAAUCAAGAGCCUACCUGAAUAUUAACGUAUCAUUCAAAUGAAUAAAACAAAUUGGGUUAAUAAUA
Molecule: messenger RNA, 1763 nt
Organism: Lacerta agilis (Sand lizard)
Lineage: Eukaryota; Metazoa; Chordata; Lepidosauria; Squamata; Lacertidae
Product: neuropeptide Y receptor type 6-like
Exons: 3
Coding region: 500-1585 (361 amino acids)
Biological process (GO): G protein-coupled receptor signaling pathway
Cellular component (GO): plasma membrane; neuron projection
Molecular function (GO): neuropeptide binding; neuropeptide Y receptor activity
Source: RefSeq, a predicted model, not a curated record